Molecule: messenger RNA, 843 nt
Organism: Prunus mume (Japanese apricot)
Lineage: Eukaryota; Viridiplantae; Streptophyta; Magnoliopsida; Rosales; Rosaceae
Product: B-cell receptor-associated-like protein
Biological process (GO): intracellular protein transport; endoplasmic reticulum to Golgi vesicle-mediated transport
Cellular component (GO): endoplasmic reticulum membrane; endoplasmic reticulum
Source: RefSeq, a predicted model, not a curated record
AAACCAUGGCCGAUCCUCUCUGUCUUCUUUGCUUUAGCAACUUAUGCCUUGCUUGCUUUGGUGAGUAAGCCUAACUGAGGCAAAGCGGCAGCCAAGAGCAGCAUCAUUCAGAUUCAGAAGAAGUGGCAAGUAAUUAAGUAAGCCUCAGCCUCACAAACAAAUAUCAAAGCGAAGCAAUCGAAUUUGACAAAGAGAGAGAGAAACAGUGAGAGAUCGCGAAAUGGCGUUGCAGUGGAUGAUACUGACGUACGUGGUGGCAGCAGAGGCAGCCUUGGCCUUCCUCUUAACCCUUCCUGCGCCCAAGCUCUUGAAGAAUCAAUUCGUGUCGUUGGUCUCUCUCAUCCUCCAACCUGCCCUCUUUAUCGUUCCAUUCGCCGGCUUUCAGCUCCUUGAUAUAUAUUGGAAGAAUGAGCACCGCCUGUCCUGCACCUCUGAGAUCUGCACCGCUGCUGAGCGUGACCGCUAUGAGAAAUCCAUCUACAAGGCUCAAAGGAAUGUAAUUCUUUGCGCUUCAGCAUGUCUGCUUUACUGGUGUCUUAUUCGCAUCUGCAAAUAUUACAAGGACAUUCAGAAAUUGGAAGAAGUGGAGAAGAGGUACAAGGAGGAGUAGCUUUUCCCAGAUAGGCUCUUGUUUGGGAGUAGAAACAACCGAGUUCAUAUUUUUUUUUUCGUCAUAAAUGGGAAACCGAUGUGACUUUUAGUAAUAUUGUAGUGUCUUCACUUUGUGUGGUUAAUUUGUUAGUCAUCAUCUAGUAUGUGUUUCUGGCACGUUUUUCUCGUAGCAAGCUCAAAUAUACUUUUUGUUGUCAACUAUAUAUGAAAAGUAUGACAAUUAUUAUUACU